CAGGACCAGGACUUGCUGACCAUAUAUUGUGUUCUCUACCAGAAAAUCCUGAAAGAAAAUCUGUGGCACACCAGCAAGUGUCUGAAUGGGUAAAAAAAAAUGAAGGUUUUGGAGUGGCCUAGUCAAAGUCCAGACUUAAAUCAGAUGCCGUGGCAUGACCUUAAAAAGAGCUUUCAUUCUCGAAAAUCCUCCAGUAUGACUGAAUUAAAACAUUUCUGCAAAGAAGAAUGGGCCAAGAUUCCUCCAUCUCUGCAUCUUGUAUCUACUCAGGAGAUCUUCGUGAAGAGGAAAGGCACCAUCAACCACCAGUUACUACUCAACCUUCAGGAGCUGUUGAUCUACAAUUCAAAUUACAGCCAGAAGUCAGAAGGGGGAGCUGUAGAGCACCUGUUCCAAGCCAUGUCUCAAGGACGCUUUUUCAGCUGAGUCACUGUCCUUGUGUAUGUGUGUGUGUGUGUGUUUGUGUGUGUGUGUGUGUGUGUGUGUGUGUGUGUGUGUGUGUUUGUGUGUGUGUGCAUGCGCGGUGUGUGGACAUGGUCUUACUACAUAUUCUGCACAGGCUUAUGCUCCCCCCAAGAAGUUACAUAAUAUGUUGUUAGAACUUGUUUUAUUUCUGUCUUUCUUUAACAUAUAAUUAGCAGUGUAGGUGCACAUGUAGGCUAUCAGUUUUUAUCUCCAUGCCAAACCUUGAAAAAUAUGUAUGUAAUUUGGAAUAGCAAAUGGCAUUAUAAAAAAACAGAAAGACUGACAGACUGAAAAAGUCCAGGGGAUCACAGUUAGUGGCAGCCUGUGUGUUUCCUCCAAUCAAGGAGGAUAAACGGAUUCCUUGCCCGUCAGCAGCAGCACCACGUGUUGGUGACAGGUACAGCACCUGCUGCUGCUCAGAGUGCGUCACCCCCUUACAGUGAGGACAUAGAAGAGCAUUGAAAGGAGGAGCCUUCAAAGAGGUAGAGAGCACAACUGCGGUAUCCUCCGAACUGAUCUCAAAAGAAACCAAGAGGAAGAGGGGAACUGAAGAAAGAAGAGCCCUGAUAUAGUCUGGUCACCUUGCUUGUACACAUACGUCUGCAGCAUCAUCUCACAUGCACACACACACACACACUGUCCUCCGCCUUGUCACUCCCUCCACCACAGAGCGCCGCCACGGCUCAUCUAUCUGUCUGGAAUCAGAGGGAAGCCCAGGCAGCGAAAAGCAGUUGCACCUCUUCAGACGAGCCUCCGACAUCAUACCCUUCAUCAGUGUCCCUUCACACAGCCUGGACGUACAUCCUGGCGUUACCCUGAUAAAAAUGAGGAAGGGGCUCCAGAGUGGUCAAGCUCACACAGGGCAUCAGCACAAGAAGGAGGUGAAGGAGCGGCAGCACAGGAGGGCUGAGAAGAAGCUGCUUGCCUUCUGGAUGUCCUUGUCCCACAGGACCUGGACCUUCUUCUGGCCCCGCGAGAGACCGGGCUUCCGGCGCUCUGCUUCUGCCGCCCGGCUGCUGAAGAGUGAGGCAUGAGGAUAGAAAGUGUGUGCGCGUGUAUGUGUGUGGAGGUCUGUCAGUAGCAGUGACAGAAGAGGCCUCACAGACCUGCUGUCAAGUGGACCUGUGUGUGUGUGUGUGUGUGUGUGUGUGUGUGUGUGUGUGUGUUUGUGUGUGUGUGCGUGCUCCUUUCAAGUGGGUGAAAGCAGCUUCCUCCGCCUAGUCCACCAUUUGCAAAAGUACUUUGUGUUGCUGCCAUACCAGCGCUGGGGUGAUAGGUGAAGGGUAAAACAAGCUUGUUGAAUCCCUCUUUGCUGCAGUUUUCUUGGGAACAAAAAAAAAAGUCAAAAGAUGAGAUCGUCUUCUCCGCCUGGUUAGUGUUUCUCCUCGCUCAAAAUGGAAAAUUACAUCCUUCUCAAAUCAACUUGACUUAUUCAACAAAAAGCUUGGAAGCGCGCUACCAACACUUCUCAGGCGGGGGUGGGUUAACAGGGAUCAGCCAUGGUGGUGACCCAUCUGGUUCUGGAGCUGCGUUUCCAGGGGAAGAAGCUGAGGGGUUUCUCGUGCAAACUGACCCGCUCGGCCCGGGGCUUCCUGCCAGAGAGCUCGUGGAUCAUUGCGUUCCAGGUCCUGCUGCCUUACCUGGCGUCUGGGCUGGGCAUGGUGGCAGCUGGGAUAGUCAUGGAUAUAGUGCAACACUGGGAGGUGUUCAAGGAGAUGUCAGAAGUGUUUAUCUUGGUGCCAGCCCUGGUGGGGUUGAAGGGGAAUCUGGAGAUGACAUUGGCAUCCAGACUGUCAACAGCGGCCAACACAGGGCAGAUGGAUGAUGCUCAGCAGCAGUGGAGUAUGGUGUUCUGUAAUCUGGCUCUCAUUCAGGUCCAGGCCACAGUUGUGGGUUUCCUGGCAGCAGUUGCAUCAGUGAGUCUCGGGGGUCUGACAAGGGGGAGAGUGGACGUUAUCCAGGCUUGUGUCCUGUGUGCCAGCAGUGUCACAACUGCUUUCAUCGCUGCACUGUCUCUAGGUCUGGUGAUGGUGGCGGUGAUUAUUGGAUCAAGGAAAGUGGGCAUCAACCCAGAUAAUGUGGCCACGCCCAUCGCUGCCAGUCUUGGAGACCUCAUCACUCUGUCUCUGCUUGCUAGGGUCAGCAGCCUCUUCUUCUGUUACAGAGACAUGUGGUACCUGCCCCCUGCAGUAUGUGGUUUCUUCCUGCUUCUCAUUCCACUGUGGGUCAGUAUUGCCCAACGCUCUCCAUCAGUCAGAGAUGUCCUAAAGUCAGGCUGGCAACCUGUCAUUUUGGCCAUGUUCAUCAGCAGUAUUGGUGGUCUGAUUCUGGAUAAGACAGUGAGCAAUCCAAAGUUCGAAGGCAUGGCAGUGUUUACUCCAGUCAUCAAUGGUGUAGGGGGAAAUCUGGUGGCCAUCCAGGCCAGUAGGAUGUCCACCUACCUCCACUCCUGGGGUGUUCCUGGAGCCCUUCCAUUUAAAAUGAGCGGGAGCUGUCCUGGACCCUGUGCUACCCUCUGCUCCUCAGAUGUGAACUCCAAAUCAGCAAGAGUCCUUGUCAUCCUUGUAGUCCCGGGCCACCUGCUCUUCCUGUACACCAUCCACCUCCUGCAGGGAGGCCAUACUGCCAUGACACCCACCUUCAUCAUCUGCUACCUCUGUGCAGCUCUGCUUCAGGUGAUGAUUUUGCUUUACGUGGCCAGCCUGAUGGUGCGAUGGCUGUGGAAAAGAGGACUGGAUCCAGACAACUUCUCCAUCCCCUACCUCACAGCUUUUGGUGACCUGUUGGGUACUGGCUUCUUGGCACUGAGCUUCAGACUGAUCCUGAUUGUCAGUUCUUCUGGGACUGGAGUUUGAUAUGGACACACGGAUGCAUGUACUGUUGUCUAUAUGCAAGUGACCCACUACAGGGCUAAUUGGAUUUAAGAAGGAAGGUGACGAGAAAAGAACAUAAGAUUACCUGUUGUAUUUGUGGCUCAAUACUGUGCAUGUGAUGGGACAGAAACAUGUUUUUUGCAAGCAUGCACAUUUUAUUUUGUAAGAAUAUUCAAUUUGAGCAAACAAAGAUCUACACUAUGCAUGUUUGCUAUUACCCAUGUAAGUGCACAAUAAUAACCUCUCACUCAGUUUUACUCAUUCGCUCACCAAUUCCCUGGAUUCUGGACACCUGCCCACUGUGUCUCCCAUGCUGUCUCUAUCUGUGCUCAAGCUUGCCUUGCUAAACCUCACACAGUAAAACAAAUUCUAGAGGUGACACAGUGAGAGGGACAUGGAGAGACUGGAGGGAAAUCACAGAAAGAACUGUAGUUUCUGGUGAGUUGACGCUGUGCUGAUCACAACUACAAAGACAUGGUUGUUCCUUCUGUUUCAAGCUAGCUUACAGCCAACGUUCAGUUGGUACAUCGGCUGGUUGUGGUGAAUAAACACAAACCAUCCCACAGUUAAAUCUGCAAGAAUGAUGCUUCACUUUCUGUCUGAACACACCUUUACAGUGUGCUACAAUUUCAGCUGGUCAAAAAAUUGGAGUAGGCAGUUUCUGGUUUGCUAUUUUGUCUCCAAUUUGAUUGCUAGUAGGAUUAUCGGUAACUAGGGAAGUAGGGAAGCACUGGGAAAAUCGUCAGUAGGGACACCACAGCUAUGCAAAAGUAGUUACUUAACUAGUUUGAUAAUAAACCGCUUGUAUGUUAGUCUCUAGCUAGCUAGCAUGAAAGGUAGCUAACUAGAUUUCUAUCCAACUAUUGAGAUAGUGGCCAGUAGCUAGCUAAGCUAGCAGGCUAACUUGAUCAUUGCCAGCUACUCGAUAAGGAUACGAAUACGAUAAGGUAUUAUAAUCAGUUAAAAAACAGUGGCUUUAAAUGUUUUAACUCAGCAGCAAUGGCACUUGUCAAAAAGUUGAAUUUAGUAUUGUAUAGCUGACUUAAGAAUUACUACUAACCACCUAAAGCACACUGCCCCCCCCCAAAAUCAUAUAUUCAACUGUUUUCAUUUAGCGGCAUAGAUAAACUUCUUCUUCUUUCUUUUUUUUUUUUAAGAGAUUACAUUAAUGAUUAUAAUGCCCUGGAGGGUAGGUAGACUAUUCAAGUUAGUACCUAAGUUAGCUAGUUGGCUAUUAGUCUUGCAGAGAAUUACAGAGGAAAUGGGUAAAAUUGAGUGAGAGGUUAUUAUUGUGUGCUUUCAUAGAUACUAGAAAACAUGUAUAUGAUUCAUUGAGCACAUAGAUUUUCUUUUUUUUUUUACAAAUUAAAUUGUACUUUGUAAGAUACUUUCUCUAUAAAACAUGUACAUGUGCUAAAAAAAGGUUUUCUGUGCACAAAAUAUCCCUUUGUGCCCAGGAUUGAGGCACAAUUAUAAAUAAGGGGCUGCAUCAACAAAAGUGGAACAAACCUUGUUUAAAAUAGAAAGAAUAAGGAGAGAAAAACAUAGAGUUUGAUUUGUGACUUUGAUCUCUGUGUUUUCCAGCUCACUGUGGUCAAUAGUUGUACACUUUUCCUUGGUGUUGCACUGGUCUCAAUACAAACACCACCCAGUUAUCUGUAGUAACAACAUCCAUCUAAAAUGGAUACAAGUUGAAAUAUUGUAGAACCUUUGUAUUUUUAACUGUUGGUACAUCUGUACACCUAUUAUCUGCUCUUAAAUGUUAGAUGGCAAAUGACUGUAUUAAGGCAAUAAUCAUAUCUAAAUGAGCGUAAAUGUAUUGUAACAUAAAUCCUACACUGUUCCAUCUGGAUGAAUGUCAGAUUUCAAAAUGUUUAUUUUAUGUAGAUAUUUGCCUUUAACCCGUGAUAAGCCUUCAGUUGUCUGAUGAAUUCCUAUGAACUGUUGAGUUUGGUGUGCCAAAUUUCUACUGGAUAUUUUAUUUUUUGAGCAGCACAGUGUCACUGAUCAUAGUUAUACACAGUUACACUUUACUGUAUCUAUGUUAGUUUGUGUCCCAGUGAAUGAUGAUACAGAUAUAUCUGUGUUAUUUUUGCGAACAAAUUACAGUAUUUAGUAUGAA
Molecule: messenger RNA, 5460 nt
Organism: Micropterus salmoides (largemouth bass)
Lineage: Eukaryota; Metazoa; Chordata; Actinopteri; Centrarchiformes; Centrarchidae
Product: solute carrier family 41 member 1-like
Exons: 11
Coding region: 1965-3320 (451 amino acids)
Biological process (GO): monoatomic cation transport
Cellular component (GO): plasma membrane
Molecular function (GO): monoatomic cation transmembrane transporter activity
Source: RefSeq, a predicted model, not a curated record